AUGGCAAUGGCCUCCUCCUCGGAGAUGUCCGGCGGCUGUGUCUCCGGAUCCUACGUCGACCCGCCGUCGUCCUGGUCGUACUGCGCUAUGGCUUUUGAAGUAGCCGACACUGAUCAGAAGAUAGAGAUGGCCAAGGAGCUUGGUAGCAACCUGCUGAAAUGUGCUUGUGACCAACAUGCAAUUCACGCCAUUCAGAAAUGCAUAGAGUUUGUGCCACCACAUCAUAUCCAAUUCGUCUAUAGAAGCUUAUGUGGGAAGGUCAAGAUGCUAUCCUCCCAUACUUUUGGAUACCAUGUCAUUCAGAAAGCGUUGGAGUUCUGCAAGGAUCCGCAAAUGAAGCAUGCGAUUGUCACGGAGAUUCUCGAAUCUGUCAACGAGCUGUCGGUAGACCCAUAUGGAAACUUUGUUGUCCAGUACAUUGUGGAGCACGGAGAGCCCCAUGAAAGACAAAUUAUUGUGCUGAAAUUCGAUGGGCGGGUUAUGGAGAUGAGCCACCAGAAGCACUCUUGUAAGGUCAUCGAGAAAUGCCUAAUCCACGGCAGCUACAUGGACCGCAAGCGGAUCAUAGUUGAGAUUCUCUGCGCCGCGGGUGGCACAACUGCCGAUCAUCUACUGAGUAUGAUGGUCCACGAAUAUGCCAACUUUGUGAUACAGAGGAUGCUUGAGGUGGCGCUGGAGUGGCAGGUCGACGUGAUUGUGAAGCUGGUGAGGCGUCACGAGGCCAUGCUGGCCAAGUACCCCCACGGCAGGGACGUGAUAGCGCAGGUCGACAAGGUCGUCAAUGCCAGGGCGGGGCUCCCCGGCUCCGUUGCACCAGCACCACCCCAGUCCCCCUAGCUGUGGCCUCUCUCUUUGCCUGUGUCCAUUCUUCAUUCCAGAAGCUGCGGUGGUUCGCAGAAACUAAACUCUGUUGUUUCCGUGUAAUAAGGGGAGAAGUAAACUACAGCUUCCGCUGGUCUUAAGACUUGUCAGGUCUGUCGUCUAUUUUUUUUUUUGUUGCGAAU
Messenger RNA from Lolium perenne, 1004 nucleotides. RefSeq names its product pumilio homolog 1-like. The record is from RefSeq and is a predicted model, not a curated record. Lineage: Eukaryota; Viridiplantae; Streptophyta; Magnoliopsida; Poales; Poaceae. Gene Ontology annotation, biological process: post-transcriptional regulation of gene expression. Gene Ontology annotation, cellular component: cytoplasm. Gene Ontology annotation, molecular function: mRNA binding.